Messenger RNA from Anoplopoma fimbria (sablefish), 2390 nucleotides. RefSeq names its product solute carrier family 5 member 10 (gene slc5a10). The transcript is spliced from 15 exons. The record is from RefSeq and is a predicted model, not a curated record. Gene Ontology annotation, cellular component: plasma membrane. The coding region runs from base 355 to 2265 and encodes 636 amino acids. Gene Ontology annotation, biological process: transmembrane transport. Lineage: Eukaryota; Metazoa; Chordata; Actinopteri; Perciformes; Anoplopomatidae. Gene Ontology annotation, molecular function: D-glucose:sodium symporter activity.
CCGAGACAGGACUUCUACCGAGGGCUGGAGUGUGUGUGUGUUUGACUGUGCGUGUGUGUGUUAAUGUUAGUAAGCUUUGUAUAUGUGUAGGAGGGGAAGUGAGCAGCAUUUGGCGCUUUCCAAAGUUUCAGGGAAUGUAAUGUGUUCAUCUUUGUGUUUAGGGUGUUUGCAUAGCAGGUCUACAGUGUCGGAUUAUGAGAGGAGGUUGAUGAGAGUGACUGCACAGGUGUAAUUCAACAGGUGUGUGUGUGUGUGUGUGUGUGUGUGUGUGUGUGCAUGUGUGGCUGUAAAAAAGGGCAAUACAGGAAGUGGGAUGUAUUUUUAAGUUUGUGUGCAUUUCUGUGAACAUUGAGGAUGUCAAACUCCACCAUCAACUUCUACGCCCUGACUCAGUCCUUCAGCUCCUCUGACAUUAUCGUCAUAGUAACCUACUUUCUUCUCAACAUCGCUGUCGGCAUCUGGUCAUCAUGCAGGGUGAGCAGGAACACUCUGAGCGGAUAUUUCUUGGCUGGACGGGACAUGGCGUGGUGGCCGAUUGGAGCGUCCCUCUUUGCCAGUUCAGAAGGCUCAGGUUUGUUCAUUGGUCUGGCUGGUACCGGAGCUGCUGGAGGCAUCGCUGUCACUGGUUUUGAAUGGAACGCCACCUAUGUGCUGCUGGCUCUGGCCUGGGUGUUUGUGCCUGUCUACAUCUCCUCAGGGAUCGUGACAAUGCCAGAGUACCUGGGCCGUCGCUUCGGAGGAGAGAGGAUCAGAACCUACCUGGCUGUCCUCUCGCUGCUGUUGUCCGUCUUCACAAAGAUAUCAACUGACCUGUACUCUGGAGCCUUGUUUGUUCAGGUGUGUCUGGGAUGGAACCUCUACCUGUCCACUGUCCUCAUGCUGGUGGUCACCGCUCUCUACACUAUAGCAGGUGGUCUUGCUGCUGUCAUCUACACCGACACUCUACAGACAUUCAUCAUGAUCAUAGGAGCAAUCAUCCUUACCAUCACUGCCUUCAACAAGAUCGGAGGCUACAGCAACCUGGAGCACGUGUACAGGAUGGCGGUGCCCAGUAAGAUCAUUCCCAACAGUACCUGCCACCUGCCGCGGGAGGACGCCAUGCACCUGUUCAGAGACGCCGUCACUGGAGACCUGCCCUGGCCCGGCAUGACUCUGGGGCUCACCAUACUGGCCACCUGGUACUGGUGCACUGACCAGGUGAUUGUACAACGAUCCCUGUCUGCUAAGAACAUGAGUCACGUGAAAGGAGCUUCAAUCCUGGCUGCCUAUCUGAAGAUGCUGCCCUUCAUCUUCAUCAUCCUCCCUGGCAUGAUCAGCCGAGCUCUCUAUCCAGACACUGUAGGAUGUGUGGAUCCAGAAGAGUGUGUGCGAGUGUGUGGAGCGGAGGUGGGAUGCUCCAACAUCGCCUUUCCCAAACUGGUCAUUGAACUCAUGCCAAGUGGCUUGCGUGGACUUAUGAUAGCAGUGAUGAUGGCCGCUCUGAUGUCAUCGCUGACCUCCAUCUUUAACAGCAGCUCCACACUCUUCACCAUGGACAUCUGGAAGAAGUAUCGCCAACGGGCCUCGGAGAGAGAGCUGUUACUGGUCGGCAGGAUCGUGACUGUGAUCUUGGUGGUGGUGAGCGUGGUGUGGAUCCCCAUCCUGCAGUCGGCAAACAGUGGCCAGCUGUACGUUUACAUCCAGUCAGUGACGAGCUACCUCGCUCCGCCCGUGACCGCUGUCUUCACCCUGGCCAUCUUCUGGAAGAGGACCAAUGAGCAGGGUGCAUUCUGGGGCCUGAUGGUGGGUUUGGUGGUGGGUGUGUGUAGGAUGGUGCUGGAGUUUGCCUUCCCGCCUCCCAGAUGUGGAAUCGUGGACUCGGCACCAGCAGUCCUGCGCAGCGUCCACUACCUCCAUUUCGCCAUCCUGCUCUGUGGACUCACGGCUAUUGUUGUUACUAUAGUAUCACUGCUCACACCGCCGCCCAGCCAAGAACAGUUGUGUAACCUGACCUGGUGGACUCUGACUGAAGAGCCCCCGAGAGAAAUCCCUCUACAGAAAGUGUCCUCUGUCAGCCACCGUAGCUCCCAGGGCUCUGAGCCAACCAGGCGGAUGACAUGUGGUCGGGGGACAGGAUUGUGUAUCGCAGCGACGCGGCGCUCAGAGGAGAAUCCGACUCCCAGAGUUCAAAACAUUAAAGAGAGUGUGUUCUGGUCCAGGUUCUGCUGUGUCAAUGCGAUUAUGGUGAUCAGCAUUAACAUUUUUCUCUACGCGUACUUUGCCUGAGUAGAGGAUCAGCUUUAACAUCCUGUCUCAACCUAGUGCUGAAUUCCUGCCAAUCUCUCCAAGAACGUGAGGAAACAAACUGUGUUUUCUUUUUUUUGCUACUGAUUUGACAUGAAUCCUGCUGA